AUCUCAUCAAUCAAUAAUUGAAGUACCAUUUUACUGCUCACCGAUAAUUAUUAAUAUGAUCAUUGUUUUAAUAGACCAGUCCAAAUAAACUCAGAAUAAUCAGAAAUGGGUAUAUAUAUUCACAUUAGAAGUCGCUUCUUUUUCUUAGCUUUUAAUACCAACGCGCUUUCUGUAAUUUGCAGGACAACUUCCAUUUUUUCCUGGAAUUUUCUUUCUGUUUUGUUCCCUCUUUAAUUCUAAAUGGCACUGGAAAAUGAAUAGAUAAUAAAACGAUGAGAUGGAGGGUUGAAUUCUAAUCUGCACCCCAGCCAUUUGUCUAAUUUCAGGACAGACCAGAUUUCAGUUUUCUCUUUUGUUGCUGGUGGUUUUGAUUGCCAAAAGCAAUAAAUCGAAUUGGUUAGUCUUGGAGAAGCCCGGGUAUAACAAAUACAAAGUUGAUGGUGGCUCACACGAUACCCGAUAACUACAGUUCCUUAGAAGAGGUCACUGAGGCUCUUGCACGAGCCGGGCUUGAGUAUUCUAAUCUCAUUAUUGGUAUUGAUUUCACAAAAAGCAAUGAGUGGACAGGUAAAAUGUCAUUCAACCAUCCGAACCAGCACCAUAUUGGAGACACUCAAAAUCCAUAUGAGCAAGCAAUAUCAAUUAUUGGGAGAACCUUAAGUGCAUUCGAUGAAGAUAACUUGAUUCCCUGCUUUGGAUUUGGAGAUGCUUUAACACAAGAUCAAGGCAUCUUCAGUUUCUAUCCAGAUGAGAGAUCUUGUGUUGGAUUUGAGGAGGUCUUGGUGCGUUACAGACAAUUAGUCCCCCAUCUACAAUUAGCAGGACCAACAUCAUUUGCACCCAUCAUUGAAAUGGCUAUGACUAUUGUUGAACAAAGUGGUGGUCAGCACCAUGCUUUGUUGAUAAUUGCUGAUGGGCAAGUAACAAGGAGUGUUGAGACAGAACAUGGGCAACUAAGUCCACAGGAACAAAAAACUGUAGAUGCAAUUGUAGAAGCCAGUAAAUUCCCCUUGUCAAUUAUUUUAGUUGGAGUUGGGGACGGACCUUGGGACAUGAUGAGAGAAUUCGAUGAUAACAUCCCUGCCCGUGCCUUUGAUAACUUCCAGAUACUAUGCUUUAUUUGGUACUUUUCAUUCUGCUAUUUGUAAUAUCUGCCAUUUAUGAAUUGAAGACAAAAACUUCUUUUGCUUGUUCAGUUUGUAAAUUUUACAGAAAUCAUGUUAAAGAAUAUCCCAAUUCAGAAAAAAGAGGUAGAGUUUGCUCUGGCAGCCUUGAUGGAAAUACCAUCUCAAUAUGAAGCAGCAAUGGUGCUUGGUAUAUUGGGGUAUUAAAGUCACCCAAGAGGGGAAUCUCCUGAUAGGGUUCCUUUGCCCACACCUCUUUAUGAUGGACCUUCAUCCUUGCAGCAGAAUGGACAUUCUUACAGUGAACAUGACAUAUCUCUUGUCACGGCUCCCCCUAGUGCUGUCUUUGAUGACUUGGAAUGCCCCAUCUGCAUUACUGAUCGGAUGGACAUGGCCUUUGGUUGUGGGCAUCAGGCAAUGCAGCUCUGUAAUUCUCCAGUUAUUAGGCUACUUUGAACAACUGGAAAGAUAUUUAGUUAAUAUGUUAUAAUUAAUUUUUAGCAGACGUGUUGCAAGUGCGGUGAAGAACUUCAAUUUUGCCCUAUCUGCCGAAAAUCAAUUGAAAUCAGAAUAAAGCUAUAUUGAAGAUGUUAUACUGACAAAUGCACAAAGUUUGAAAAUAGUAUGGUGUUGGUUUGGUAAAUUAGAUGGUGCAUUUUUUGAUACAUUGAGAAGAGAUCCAAGAAAUUGAGAAUUAUAGUGUAUUUUGAUAAUGAGAAAAAUCUGCAUUGCA
Molecule: messenger RNA, 1857 nt
Organism: Nelumbo nucifera (sacred lotus)
Lineage: Eukaryota; Viridiplantae; Streptophyta; Magnoliopsida; Proteales; Nelumbonaceae
Source: RefSeq, a predicted model, not a curated record